Fusarium keratoplasticum is the source of this 1026-nucleotide messenger RNA. Its product is annotated as Epimerase domain-containing protein. The record is from RefSeq and is a predicted model, not a curated record. Bases 1 to 1026 code for a protein of 341 amino acids. The transcript is spliced from 3 exons. NCBI's taxonomy places the organism in Eukaryota, Fungi, Ascomycota, Sordariomycetes, Hypocreales, Nectriaceae. Gene Ontology annotation, molecular function: oxidoreductase activity, acting on the CH-OH group of donors, NAD or NADP as acceptor.
AUGACCCUCUCUGGCAUCAAAGACCCCGCCGUCCCCUUCGGCAGCUUGAUCGUCAUUUCUGGCGUUAGCGGCUUCAUCGGCUCCCAUGUCGCCGACCAAACUCUUGCCGCAGGCUACAGGGUUCGCGGGACCACAAGAAGUUUGCUGAGAAGUGCGUGGGUGGAAGAUUUCUUCAGGAGCAAGUAUGGUCCGGAUAGCUUUGAGCUGGUCGAAGUGCCAGACAUGGCCCUUGAGGCUGCUUUUGAUGCGGCCACGUCUAACGCCGCUGGCUUUAUUCACGUUGCAAACGACAUGACCGGCUCUACUAACCCCCAGUCCGCGAUAGCCAGAGCAGUAGACGGUGCCCUCAACGCGGUGAAAGCGUCGGCGAAAGAGCCCAACAUGAAGCGAUUCGUGUACACCUCGUCCUCAUUUGCAGCAGCUCUGCCCAGGCCAGGAGAGGCGUUCACCAUCAAGGCCGAUACUUUCUACGAAGAGGCGGUCGAAGGCGCCUGGAAGCCCAAUCCUCAUCCGCAUACCGUCUACUCUGCUAGCAAAAUCGCAGCCGAACGUGCAAUCUCCGAGUGGGUUGACAAUAACAAGCCAUCAUUUGUUGUUAACUUUAUCCUUCCCAACGCCAACAUUGGCCCAUUGAUCAGCUCUUCCAACCAAGGAUAUCCGACAUCAGCGCGCUGGGUCAAGGCUCUUUGGGACUCAGACUAUGAUUCGCUAAAGAACGCUCCGCCGCAGCACUAUGUCAAUGUGCAGGAUGAUGCAAAGCUCCAUGUCAUCGCCUUGAGCCACCCAGCAGUGCAGCGAGAACGCAUCUUUGCGAUGGCCGGGCCUGUCAGCCUCAAUGACAUCGUCCAUAUUCUCCGUAAGCUGUAUCCAAACAAGGAGUGGAAGAAUUUGCCGGAUGAGGGGGAAGAUUUGAGUGUUGUUGAGCCAAUUCGAAGAGCUGAAGAAUUAUUGAUGGAGGCCUAUGGGGCUGGUUUUAUCAGCCUGGAAGAGAGUGUCAAGGGGAAUGCUGCAGAUCUAGGAUCUUGA